AUGCAUAGAUUAGUGUUACAGAAAUCUGUCACAGUGACAGGUGUUUGUAAAAGUCGUCACAUUUCCCCUAUAUCAUUAGGCCGGGUCUGGAUCAGUGAUGGUAACAAUCUUAUCUUGACGAACACAGCAGGUGAUGAACUAGAUAAUGUGACUGAUAUAAAGCAGUAUAGCUAUGGAGGACACACCGUGAAUAAUGACGGUGAUUUAAUUUAUAUAGACAAUCACGGUAAUAUUAACAAACUGUCUACAUAUAACAAAAUAAAGACUACAUUAAUAAAGUGCAGAGCACCACGGGUACUAUGGAUACCACAGUGUAUUUUCAGCUCCCCCUCCACUGGAGACCUACUGGUCGGGAUGCUUAAUACUGGUACAGUUACAGGCAAGGUAGUGCGUUAUAACUCCACAGGAGAAAUCAUCCAAUCCAUACAAUACGACAACACAGGUUGUGAACUGUAUAGUAGACCUAUCUACAUAACAGAGAACCGCAAUGGAGAUGUUAUUGUGUCUGACAUUGGCUGUGUUGUAGUGGUGACAGACUGUGAUGGUAAACAUCGCUUCUCCGACAGAAGUCUAUUUCCACUAGGAAUCUGUACUGACGCGCUGUCACACAUCCUGGUGUGUGAUUAUAACACCAAAUCUCACAACACGGGAUAG
Molecule: messenger RNA, 654 nt
Organism: Saccostrea cuccullata (small rock oyster)
Lineage: Eukaryota; Metazoa; Mollusca; Bivalvia; Ostreida; Ostreidae
Exons: 2
Coding region: 1-654 (217 amino acids)
Source: RefSeq, a predicted model, not a curated record